UGUCCAUACAAGAUGGCUGCGCCCAUGGUCACAUUUUCCCUGAAAAGACUAUACAGAAGUUUCUGUGUACUGCGACCACAUCUGUUCGGAGGUAGUAAGAAACGGACUCUGUGCAGAAACUAUGCAACCAAGGCCAACAUUCUCACCCUACACGAGAGGGGCGUGUUUGUCGACAUAUUUCCAGAGGCCAGUAUUGAGCUUCCCAAGCUGCUGCAGUCUGGUCCCCAGUGUGUGUACUGUGGGUUUGACCCGACAGCGGACAGCCUCCACAUCGGUAAUCUGCUGGCCAUCAUCGGUCUCCUGCACUGUCAGAGGGCUGGACACAAUACCAUAGCACUGAUUGGAGGUGCGACAGCCAGAAUAGGUGAUCCAAGUGGAAGAUCAAAAGAGAGAGAAGCACUAGAUAUAGAUCAGCUGCAGACCAAUAUAAAGGGGAUUGAAACUACUCUACGGCAAGUCUGCAAAAAUCAUGAACAAGACAUAUGGAAAAGCCCCAAGGAGUUACCCCCUCUGAGAAUAGAGAACAACUCCAGCUGGUACAGACAGCAGAACGUGGUGGACUUCAUGUCUACAGUUGGGAGGCAUCUGAGGAUGGGCACCAUGCUGGGGAGAACCAGUGUACAAACUAGACUGAAGUCAGCUGAGGGGAUGAGCCUGAAAGAGUUUACCUACCAGAUGUUCCAGGCGUACGACUUCUUACACCUGCACAGGGAGUACAGCUGUCUCAUACAGCUCGGGGGGAGUGACCAGAUGGGAAACAUGAUGACUGGGCAUGACCUUGUCAGGAAGGUCACAGGCAAGGAGGUGUAUGCCAUCACAGUUCCGUUGGUGACCACAACGUCAGGACAGAAGCUGGGUAAGACAGCUGGGAACGCUGUAUGGCUCAGCAGGGACAAGACAUCACCAUUUGAACUGUAUCAGUUCUUUGUCCGACAGCCAGAUUCCAUCAUGGAGAAUUACCUGAAACUCUUCACCUUCCUGUCCACGGCUGAGAUCGCAGACAUCAUGAGAAAACAUUCCAAUCAUCCAGAGAACAGACUGGCACAGAAAAAGUUAGCAGAGCAGGUCACAAUACUGGUCCAUGGAGUGUCAGGCCUGGAGUCAGCCCUGCGCUGUACCAAGGCCCUGUAUGAAGGUGGGUUAGACGUGCUACAGAGACUGACAGAGGAGGAGAUGAAGCUGCUGUUCAGUGAAGCUCCCACCACAGAGAUGGUGUUAGAACCAGGACUGAGUCUGCUGGAUGUGCUGGUCAAGGCUAAAGCUCUGCAAGGGGAGGUGACGGGUUGGCACAUUAUAACUGACGGGGGGGUGUGGAUCAACAACGUGAGACAGACAGACCCCCGUCACGUGGUAGUGCCCAGUCUGCACAUACUGGACAACAACAUCUCUAUUGUCAGAAUAGGAAAGAAAAGGUAUCAUCUCAUCAAAUGGAUAAGAUGACCAUCAUCUUCAUCAGACCUAGUGGUAUAUUGCAGUUGUAUUUGUACUGAGAAAAAGCUCCCUGGGACAAAGUUAC
Messenger RNA from Branchiostoma belcheri (Belcher's lancelet), 1516 nucleotides. RefSeq names its product tyrosine--tRNA ligase, mitochondrial-like. The transcript has 13 exons. Lineage: Eukaryota; Metazoa; Chordata; Leptocardii; Amphioxiformes; Branchiostomatidae. The record is from RefSeq and is a predicted model, not a curated record. Gene Ontology annotation, molecular function: RNA binding; tyrosine-tRNA ligase activity; ATP binding. Gene Ontology annotation, cellular component: mitochondrion; cytosol. Gene Ontology annotation, biological process: tyrosyl-tRNA aminoacylation. The coding region runs from base 13 to 1440 and encodes 475 amino acids.